Molecule: messenger RNA, 1148 nt
Organism: Octodon degus (degu)
Lineage: Eukaryota; Metazoa; Chordata; Mammalia; Rodentia; Octodontidae
Gene: Mtres1
Product: chromosome unknown C6orf203 homolog
Source: RefSeq, a predicted model, not a curated record
UUGCCUUAACACCAGGAUCUACCAAGUUCACAUUCAUCCAGGUUUGAUGUACCAUGGCUAUGACCAGUGUCAGGUUGUUUGCCGGUGUUCUUAAAAGGCCAAAAACCUGGAUUGGACUCUGGGGUGUGCUUCAAAGGACAUCUUCACACAAACUCUGUGCUUCCUGGAAUCAAUAUUUAUACUUUUCAAGUACCAAGUUGAAGGCAUCAGGUUAUAAAACAUUUUUCCAUAAUAUUUUAUCUCUGAGACUCCCAGGACUUUCAGUAUCUCCAGAAUAUAUUUUUCCAUUUUUUAUAAGACUCAAAAGUAAUGUAAGUUCUAAAAAGUCCUCUAAAAAACUGCAAAAAGUAGAAGGUGAGGAGGACUGUGAUGAGGAGAGUGACUCUAACGAGAGAAGUGACCAAGAAGAGGAGCUUGAGGAUGACCCCACUGUGGUCAGAGACUACAAGGACCUGGAGAAGGUGGUUCAGUCAUUUCGGUACGAUGUCAUUCUGAAGUCGGGCCUGGAUAUUGGGAGGAACCAAGUGGAAGAUGCAUUCUACAAAGGUGCACUCAGACUGAAUGGGGAAAAAUUAUGGAAGAAAAGCAGAGCGGUAAAAGUGGGAGACACAUUGGAUCUUCUCAUUGGAGUGGACAAAGAAGCAGAAACAGAAGCAGUAAUGCGGAUUCUGCUAAAAAAGGUGUUUGCAGAGAAGACAGACAGUGACAAGAACCAAAUGGUGCUACGAAGGUGGAAGAACUUAAAGCUGCCUAAGAAGAAUCCAUCAAAAUGAGGGCAUUACUUUUUAGCUCUGAAGCUGCUUUUUAGUGGUAGGAGGAGAGGCCACAUAAAAAGACAUUUUUAUCAGAAUAAAAUUCUCUUACCAUUUGUGGAAUCCACUGAGCAUUCUGUGGAAACUGAGUCUCACGUCUGCAGCCCCUGGCCAGCCAGGCUUUCCAUCCCAGGGCCUGUGCCCGCACAGGCAGCAUAAGGACACUCUGCUGGUGUGGGGAACACGGGGGACCAGGCCCACUGGGGCUUCCCACCUCAACUGCCCUGCUCCUUGGUGGGCUUGUUUGCAGUGCUGGAAUGGAACCAUGGGGUUGCUGAGCUAUGCCCUCACCUUUCUGUCUUAUUUUAUUUUUUAUGUUUUUAAUACAGGGUCACU